Oreochromis aureus is the source of this 7542-nucleotide messenger RNA. RefSeq names its product F-actin-uncapping protein LRRC16A (gene carmil1). Gene Ontology annotation, molecular function: protein binding. Gene Ontology annotation, biological process: regulation of Arp2/3 complex-mediated actin nucleation; cell migration. Gene Ontology annotation, cellular component: plasma membrane; lamellipodium. NCBI's taxonomy places the organism in Eukaryota, Metazoa, Chordata, Actinopteri, Cichliformes, Cichlidae. The record is from RefSeq and is a predicted model, not a curated record. The transcript is spliced from 37 exons. Bases 459 to 4868 code for a protein of 1469 amino acids.
ACCAGGUGUCCCCAGUCUCCCAUUUUUCGCAGCAAGAGGAAUCCUGCUGGAGAAGUGAAGGAAAGAAGGGCUGACUGAAGUGUGAGUGUGUGAAGAAGUGCGUCCGCGUGAGUUGUUUUCACACACGCCACUUUCGGGUACUUUUCAAACUGAAACUACUUUUAAUCCGUUUUUUAAACUCCUCCAGGUUCCCUUCAGUUGCAGUGAUGCAGACGUAAAGUCAGAGUGCGUGUGUGUAUGUAGGCAUGUAGGAAUGGAUGAAGACAGUUGCAAUUAGGAAAGCAGGGUGGCGACAGGUAGCCAAAGAUAAGUGAAGAAAACGGGACUACACCUUUACCGCAUUACUUGCCGCUUCCAUCGGUGGAAGUUCCGCACAGCAGCCGCCUUUCUUCUCGGGUCUGCACGCCUCUCCUGUCCUCUCCAGCGGAUUCCUCUUGGGUGUUUACUCCGGUACAAUCAUGUCUGAGGAAACAACGGAUUGUCCUAACGAACUGUUCGAGAGUGUGCGGGAGGCGGUGGGACGCAGGGUGAAACUGAUCCUGAGGCGCAAAGUCCAGCUGGAGGUCAAAGGUGACAAGGUGGAAAACAAAGUGCUGGCUUUGGCAUCACAUCGAGCCUUUCUGCUCACAGCACGAGUCCCCUCUAAGGUUGAACAGUCCUUCAGCUAUCUGGAAAUCCUGGGAAUCCAAAGCAACAAGCCCACACAGCUGGUGUUGGAGCAUGAGCACAGCUCGUGGAGCCUCCGGCUGGGCUCUGCAGAGGAAGUGGACAAGGUGAUCGCUCACAUCGGCAGCUGUCUUCACCGGAUCUGCCCGGCAGGCGUACCGGUGAAGAUGAUGAGGAAGUUAAAUUUGAAGCCCCCGGACAGGCUGGCAGCCCUGCAGGCCAUCUGGGACGAGCAGGCCUCAGCUGACCUGGGACCGUGCGGCGGCUUCUCCCAUCAGUACUGGUGUGUGUGUGAUUACCUCCGCCAGCCGUACAGAGAGGAAGUGCAGUGGGAUGUGGACACCAUCUAUCUCACUCAGGACACCAAAGAGCUCAACCUGCAGGACUUUGUUCAUCUGGACAACAAGGAUUUGAUUCCAAUCAUUACAGUUCUGGAGUACAACCAGUGGUUCACUAAGCUCUCCACCAAAGACUACAAACUGCCGACAGAUGUGUGCGACCAGAUUUUGAGAGUGGUGGCUCGAUCGAGCCGGCUGGAGGAGCUGGUGCUGGACAAUGCUGGGCUCAAAAGUGAUUUUGCUCAGAAACUGGCCGGCGCUCUGGCACACAACCCCGCCUCCACGCUUCAAACACUCAACCUGAGCAACAACUCGCUGGAGGACAAAGGCGUUGCUGCUCUGAGCGCUCAGUUUGCCAAACUGCCCAUGGGUCUAAAGCACGUGAACCUCUCCAGGACUUCCAUGUCUCCUAAAGGUGUAAACAGCCUCUGUCAGGCUCUCUGCGCCAACCCGAUCGUGGCCUCCACCCUCACACACCUCGACCUGUCGGGAAACUCCCUCCGAGGGGACGACCUCCCGAACCUUCACAGCUUCCUGAGUCACUCAAACGUCCUGGAAACUCUCGAUCUGUCCAAUAGCGACUGCUGUCUGGAGCAGGUGUGUUCGUCCCUGCUCAGAGGAUCUUUGAAGCACCUUUCUGUCCUCAACAUGUCAAAAACAGUCUUUUCUCACAGGAAGUGUAAAGAAAUCCCUCCGUCCUUUAAGCAGUUCUUCAGCUCUGCUCAGGCUCUGACGUCCGUCAGUCUGUCAGGAACCAAGCUGCCUCUGGAGGCUCUGAAAUCUUUGCUGUUGGGACUCGGCUGCAACCCAAACCUCAGCGACGUGUCUCUGGACCUCAGCUGCUGUGAGGUAAGACUCCAGCACGCUUUGUUCUACACAGAUAAAAGUAAACUGGAAGUAUUGGGAAAGUGUUUACCAGCGACUGUCUUUUGCUCUCAGCUGCGUUCUGGAGGCUCCCAGAUCCUGGAGGGUUGUAUUGCUGAGAUUCCCAACAUUACCAGUCUGGAUAUUUCUGACAAUGGCCUGGAUAUGGAUCUGACCACCCUGCUCGUGUGGCUGGCCAAGAACCGCUCCAUCAGACAUCUUUCACUGGGCAAAAACUUUAACAACAUCAAGUCCAAGAAUGUGGCUCAGGUCCUGGACAAUCUGGUUCAUAUGAUUCAAGAAGAGGAAUCGCUGCUGACCUCGCUGUCCCUGGCCGAUUCCAAACUCAAGGCCGACCUCUCCAUCGUCCUCAACGCUCUGGGCAGCAACACCUCUCUGACCAAACUGGACAUUAGUGGAAACUCCAUGGGAGACAUGGGGGCUAAGAUUCUGGCCAAAGCCCUGCAGAUCAACACUAAGCUCAGGACGUUGGUGUGGGACAGGAACAACGUCAGCCCUCAGGGGCUGCAGGAUGUCGCUGCUGCUUUGGAGAAGAACUACACCAUUCGUUUCAUGCCUGUUCCCAUCAUGGAUGCUGCUCAGGCGCUGAAGGCAAAUCCAGAGAAGACAGAGGACGCCCUGCUCAAGAUGGAGCAGUACCUGCUGAGGAACCACGAGACGCGUAAAUACCUGCAGGAGCAGGCGUACAGACUGCAGCAGGGAAUCGUCACCACCACCACACAGCAGAUGAUGGACAUGAUGUGUGUGAGGGUGCAGGAUCAUCUGAACUCUCUGAGGUUCACAGAGACCAGCGCCGUUCAGAAGGACAUGAAGGUGGCCGAGAACCUCAUGAAGGAUGCCAGAAACUCCAAAACUCUGCUUCCCAACCUGUACCACCUGAAGAGUGCAGGCUCCACAGGUACGUGUGUCGGAGCUAUUCAGGAUAAACUGGAGUCGAUGGCUGGAGAGAUAGCAGCAGUGAUGGACGACCAGCUGCAGACGAUGCUGAGGACCAUGGUGGAUACUGCCGAGGCCCUGUGUCCUAAUGUGAUGAAGAAGAGCAGCCUUCGCCAGGAGCUGCUGAAGGCCGGUGCGGGGAGGAUGACCAUUCCUCGCAGCUUCAUCACCACCACGCUGCUGGAGCAGUCCGGGGUCGACAUCAUCAAUAAGAUCAGUGAGGUGAAACUCGGCGUUGCCUCGUUUCUCUCUGAUCGCAUCGUGGAUGAGAUCCUGGAGUCUUUGUCCAGAUCACAGCACACUCUGGCCGACCAUCUGAUCAGAAAGGACCAACCUCUGGUGCAUCACGAGCCCCAUCUGGAGAUGGAGGUCUUAGACGAGACAGUUUUACAGCCAGAGAACUACGACCAGGAUCAGAACCAAGAUCGGGAAAAUAACCUGGACGAUAUGGACUCCACGAUGAUACCCAAAUCCAAGAGGAAGAGCAUUCUGGUCAGGAUGCUGAGGCCCGUGUCUGUGGCGUUUGAGUUGGAGUUUGACCUCGACAAAGCUCUGGAAGAGGUACCUAUCCACGUCGAGGACCCUCCUCUUCCUUCUCCUUCACAGCUGGACAGAACGUCAGCGUACUAUGAAGACCUCCCCCCUCCCCCGACUCCACAGGAUGCAAAAUCAGCCCCGCUGGCCGAGCUGCCUCCCAUGGAGCACAAAACUCUGGAACAUCACACCAAAUUCCGGCCAAAACCCAAGAGGACAAAACCCGCUCGGCCACACCGGGAGGCCACGGGCAGCUCAGCGCCACAGGAAGCAGAGCAGAACAGCAUUAUGGGAAAGCUGGACGAGGGCUUGGAUGAUUUCUUCUCCAAGAAAGUCAUUAAACUCAGCUUCAAAAUUCCCUCUGGGAAAGGUCCGUCCACCAGCACUCAGGAAGGAGCAGAUAAAAAACGAGAAUCCAGGAAGAGUGGUUUCUUUAAUCUCAUCAAACGAACGUCCCGUUCAGAGAAGAGCCACGGAUCUGCCGCCAUCGCCCCACCUCAACCUGCCUCUUCUGCCGCAGCUGCACCCCUUUCCCCGUGUCCAGUGACUAAGGAGACGACACCAGGAUCCCCCACAUCGCCUGUGAAAACCUGUCCCAUUGUGCCGGAGCCCGAGCAGGAACCCCACAGGUCUCACUCUUCAAACCACACAGAUUCUGAGGUUGAGGCGUCUCCAGCUGCCACCGAAAAUGCAGAGGAGGAGAAAGAAAAGAAGAACGUGGAGAAUAAGGAGAACCUGGAAAAGACGGAACAUGUGGAGAAAGUGGAGAAGAAGGGAAACCCCCAUAAACCCCGACACAUCGGAGUUCCUAUGAUGGGAAUGGACCUGAUGGCUGAGAUGAAGGCCAGGCAGGAGAGAAUGGCUGGGAAGAAAACUGAGUCAGCUCACACACAGGACAAGGUGGACGGUGACAAAGCCAAGUCAGAAGUCCAUCCCGCAGUGCCAGCAGACACUGAUGAGUCUAAACCAGAGCCAACACCCAGGGCUAAGCCACCCGGUGUCACCCCGAAACCACCCCCACCCCAGGCUAACAAAGCACCCCUGGCAGCCUGCAGCUCUGGGCCCCUCAGCCCAACUAGCCCCCGACCAAGCAGCACCUACGUCUCCGAUGAAUGUGCCAAUGCUCAAACGGGCAGCUGGUCUCCCAAAGCACCACUUCCUGCUCCUCGCCUGAAGAGGGCGCCGUCAGAACAGGAGCGAGCGAGUACCAGCAGCAACCCUGCAGAAGCUCUCUCUCCCCAGAAUGCAGGUGAGAAUCCCGCAGACGGCGAUGUGUUUGAUGGAUCCGUCGUGGCGUCUGGCGCGGGCAGCCAACGGUCGUCAUCUCUGAAGAGGACAGUCAACCUUUCAGCUCCAAGCGAGGACAACCGAGAGCGCACCAAGUCCCUCCCUGCCUACGUGAGGCCUCCAUCUCUGUCUGACGCACCUCUGAGUCCAGCUGAUGAAGAGGUCGAUCUCAAGUCUAACAAAUCGGAGGACGAGUCCAGUGACGACACUACUUCAGUGUGACACCUGUAAGGUGUUUGCAGUCACCUAAAUCCUGCUCAGCCACCUUUAAGGAGGCCGAUCUCGUUCAUACGGACAAAGACACAGAUGUAGAUAUUUUUCUUUGUACGUGCAGCGGACGCUACACUUUGUCAUGCUGUUAUCAGUGGGAAUUUCCCGACCUCGGAUUAGUCCCAGCUGUCCGGCUACGUGCACAUCAAAACAACCCCACCGCUGUUUCUGUCCGAAGCUCUAGGACCAUAAAGAGCAGGCAGAUGGGUUUUAUCUGGUACAGAGACAAUCUGUGGCUGCUUAGAUAAACAUACUCAGCAAUAAAAAGCUCACUUAGUCCGAAGCACUGAGGAAAAUGAGUCUGACUUAUUGUUUUUGUGCGACUGUAAGAAGGUCGAAGCUGUUUGGUCUGAACUGCCAGCAGACAAAAUUUUUGUUUUUUUUUCCUCCAAAUCUUUCUUUAUUAUCUUUAAAUCAGCAAAUUCAAAGCAGCUGCUUGCUGCAAACACUUGGCCCAAACUAGUCGAAAACUUGUGUUUACACAAUUUUUCGUUGCUCCGUUCUGACAGCGAGAUUAAUCCCACACAUACCUGCAGCCUUCUUUAACUGUUCCUUUGAACACAGACUUCCUGUUACCGAGCAUCAGAAAUGUUUCCCUCUCAGUCACAUCUGCUGUUUCUCCCCUCGUCGCUUGUCACUGCUGAUUAAUGUGAUCAACAUCCGAGUACAGCAUGUCACCCAGUUAGGCCACAAACUACAUAAAACUACGAAUCACACUGCACAUUGUGACGAUGAUGUUUCCUCGAAGACACGCGUGUGUUUGAGAGAGAGUCCACUCCAUGGACUUUGGGAUAUUGGAGUAAGACAGGCAGCAGAAAAGGAACAAGCUGAACUCCGGCCCGGAACAUUAAAAGCAGUGUGACUGGAGGUUGGAGAUGCUUUAUAUCAGCAACGUAUUAGCUUGUAACAAUGUAACAGAUGUUGAUUUAUAUGUAAAAGUCCUGCACUCCAGCUCUAAUGUCAUAACACAGAAUUAAGUUUAAGGGUUAAUGUCCACAACCAGCCAGCAGGCUGAGAUGAUUCCUGCUGUUCUCAUUUAGGAUUUUUGUGGGAUCGGGACAAAAUACAGAGUAAGGUAACGAUUGUUAAACCAGAAACAAUGCAGUGUAUUUGAUUAGAGCCAGGGUGAAAUAACCUGACACAUCAGAUUAUUUCUUAUUUUUAUUUUUUAAUCAAGAUCGAGAUGUAAAAUUUUAGCGACAUAAACACAGGCUGAGCGUCAGAGGAACAGUGAGUCGAUGCUGCGUUUAUGUCGACUGGACUGUAAAUGCUGCUUUGGUCCACGUUCACUUCCGACUGCAAACCUCCAAUUAGAGCCUUACAGUCACCGCGGAGGGAAAUGAUACAGACGCCUCAUUUCAUCCACAGCUUGGCCUGCAGCCCAGUUGAACAGUGGGUUUGAACCCAAAAAAACAGCUGCUACACUCAUUUCACGUGAUGUGAACACAGCAAAAAACCUCAGCAGGUGGAGACAGAGAGCAGCUCAUGCUCCUUUUAUUUAUUUGCUCAAAGACAGGCAAAGGUAAGCUAACAAGGAGAAGGGUAAUAUUAAGAUUUGAGGUCCAAAAUUUAAAGGAACAGUUCACCCCAAACUCACGUUUGCAUGUUUUCCCCCACUUGUGUUUCUGUAUAUCUGUAUCUGGAUUGUGUUGGUGUGGGUUCCCCACUUUUAGUUAUUUUGUUUUUCUUGAACAUGAAGUGCACAGUAGUUCUUGAAGCACCAAGAAAAUACACCUGAAAACCUCUUUGCAGAAGUCACGACCCUGUUACUCAUGAAGUCCACAAACUUUGCUGUGAGCAGUUUCAUGUGGGAACUCUUUUCUUUCUACCAAACUACAACCAUCCAACAGAGCAUGUACCUGCGAUGGGACGCUGAUUCCUGUUACAGGAUGUAAACACUGUUGGAGUCCAGCAGAGCUGUAAUGUUAGUUGUCUGCAUGCUUCUCUGGGCUGGUGGAACUAUUGUAGGAAUAACAGUUCCUACGUGAAGCUGCUCUCUUCACGGCUUUUAGAGGGUUUUUUGACGAGCCGGUCAUGAUGUCUGGAAAGACGCAUCACUGCCGAGCUAUUCAAAUGUACUUUUUGGCACUUUGAGCACCCCGAGGUGAGAUCACACCUCUGCAGCUGCUCUCUCUAAAAAGAAAUAAUAUAGUUGUAAAAGCAGAACCACAGGUCAGAGGAAGAAAUGGUAAAUUUGACUUGGAGGUGAACUGUCCUGUAAUGUUUAUUUGGUUAUAUCUAAAUGAAAAUGACCAGUGCAAUGAGCGAACGUGUAUCCGAAACAUCAAACUGCCUUUUGUAAAUGUCACCAUCUGUUACUCUUCUGCUAUCACGAGUCCAUAAAGGUUCAGUGUUUAAAAAAACAAACAAGGUGAUUUCUGUUCAUGUACUGCUGCCCUCACUGAUGUAUUAUGUAAAUAUGAGCCGACAUGUUUAAGACGCUGUUUAUAGAAUAAGAGGAGUUUGUAUCAUGUGAUUUAACUCGGUUUUGAUUUUUUCAUUUGAAAUACUUGGUGAUGGUUUUUCUUUUUUAUCUGUUUUUAUAAAUUUACUGUAAAUGUGACAUCACACUGUCAGAUAUUUCUGUAUUUGAAUGUUUAUACCAAUAAAUAUUAUUUUACUUGUC